Messenger RNA from Fundulus heteroclitus (mummichog), 6998 nucleotides. It is a transcript of the gene dock5, whose product is annotated as dedicator of cytokinesis 5. Bases 520 to 6078 code for a protein of 1852 amino acids. Gene Ontology annotation, cellular component: cytoplasm; plasma membrane. Gene Ontology annotation, biological process: cell migration; small GTPase-mediated signal transduction. Lineage: Eukaryota; Metazoa; Chordata; Actinopteri; Cyprinodontiformes; Fundulidae. Gene Ontology annotation, molecular function: guanyl-nucleotide exchange factor activity; small GTPase binding. The transcript has 51 exons. The record is from RefSeq and is a predicted model, not a curated record.
AGUGGAGCAUUUCUCAGCGGGAUAUUUUAACCACUACCUUAAUUAAGCGACAAGGGGACGUCAGGAUGAGCGCUACUGAUAGGGAUAACCACAUGAAAUCAAAUCCAGUUUAAAACAAAAAGCACCGACGCUAAGGGAAACGGCCCCUUGAAGCGAAAACAAGGCGCCGCUGUCUGAAUUUAACAUGACUAAUUCAGUUUGAGCUCAUCUGGGGAUUUACGAGCGGCAAGCUCGAGUUCCUUCCACGCUGAGUGAUGUGUGGAGCUGAAUGAGACCCAAGCCGUGCUGCCGGAGCGGGCGUCAGCGUGUGGUACUCCCGCCUGUAUCCCCCCCUUCACACCCCCCCUCCCCGCCGGGCCGGUGUGCCCUCCUCUUCCCUCCCCCGUUUACGAGUCAUGAUGGCGGAACUGUAAGGCUUCGGGACGAGCUGGAGUGCGCCGCCCGUCCUCGUUGAGCAAGUGUACAUAGUAAUUUAUUUAUUCGGGCAAAUUUUUUACACUCCACCCCCCCACUCCCGCCAUGACCCGCUGGAUCCCCACUAAGAAGGAGAAGUACGGCGUCGCAAUCUACAAUUAUGAUCCCAAAGGCGAGCAGGAGCUGCGUCUGCAGGUGGGGGACACGGUGCACAUACUUGAAAAGUUGGAAGGCUGGUAUAGGGGCUACACUCUUAGAAAGAAAACACAGAAGGGCAUUUUCCCGGCUUCCUACAUCCACUUAAAAGAGGCCACCGUCGAGGGAAUAGGCCAACAGGAAAUGAUUAUUCCAGCAGAUUUACCCUUGGUGCAGGAGAUAGGGGCUACCCUCAGGGAAUGGGUGCAGAUAUGGCAAAAACUCUAUGUGGCAAACAAGACAACCCUGUUCAGGGGUGUGCAGCAGAUGGCCUACAGCCUCAUGGAAUAUCGAUCUCAGAUAGUAUCAGGAACGCUGCCCAAGGAUGACCUUGUGGAGCUCAGGAAGAAAGUCACAGCAAAGAUUGAUUAUGGAAACCGGAUUCUGGGGUUGGACCUGGUGGUUCGAGAUGAAGCGGGAAACAUGCUGGAUCCGGGCCGGACCAGCACCCUCAGCCUGUUUCAGGCCCACGAGACGGCAUCCCGCAGCGUGGACGACAGAAUACGGGAAGAGAAGACGAGACAGCAAAACAUGGAAAUGAGGCGGCAGACCCUGUUCGGCUCGGUGCAUACCUACAGCCUUCUCAUGAACCUGAAAAACUUUGUGUGCAACAUCGGGGAAGAUGCUGAGCUGCUGAUGUCGCUCUACGAUCCCGACCAGUCAGAAUUUAUCAGCGAGAACUUCCUGGUGCGCUGGGACAGUAUGGGAAUGCCUAAGGAAAUUGAAAAACUCAACAACCUGCCAGCCUUAUUCACGGACCUGAGCAGCAGUGAUCUGAUGAGGCAGCGUGUCUUCCUGGUAUGUCAGAUCAUCAGAGUGGGCUGCAUGGAGCUCAAAGAGGGCAAAAAGCAAACGUGUGGCUUGAGGAGGCCGUUCGGUGUGGCUGUGAUGGACAUAACAGAUAUCGCCCAUGGCAAAGUAGACGAUGAAGACAAACAGCAUUUCAUUCCAUUUCAGCAGAUAGCCAUGGAAACCUACAUCCGCCAGAGGCAGCUCAUCAUGUCUCCACUCAUCCCUUCCCGAGUCAUAGGAGAGAAUGAGCCGCUCACGGCUGUCUUUAACAAAGUCAUUGCCACGCGGGAGGUCAAUCAUAAAGGCCAGGGGCUGUUUGUGACCCUGAAGCUCCUCCCGGGAGACCUUGCUCAAGUCAGAAAGGACUUCCCCCACUUUGUAGACCGCGGCACGGCGAUUGUCAGGAAAAUGGGCUUCCCAGAAAUCAUCCUCCCAGGAAAUGUUAGGAAUGAUAUUUACGUAACCUUGCUUCAGGGAGAGUUUGACCGAGGUAAAAAGAAGACCCCGAAAAACGUAGAGGUUAUCCUGAGCGUGCAUGAUGAUGAAGGCAAUCCGAUGGAGAAAGCGAUAUUUCCUGGGGCCGGCUAUGACGGCAUAACGGAGUACAAGUCUGUCAUUUACUAUCAGGUGAAACAGCCUUGUUGGAAUGAAACGGUAAAGGUGACAAUUCCCAUUGAGGAUGUGUGCCGCUGCCACCUGAGGGUGAUGUUCCGACACAGAUCCUCCCAGGACUCCAGGGACAAAUCAGAGAAGCCCUUUGGCAUGGCGUACGUCAAGCUAAUGAGAGGAGACGGGACCACGCUGAGAGAUGGCAGGCAUGAGCUUAUCGUCUAUAAGGUUGAUGUGAAAAAGGCAGAGGAUGCAAAGGUUUAUCUCAAUCUGCCGGCUACCUGGACUGAAGUGGAGCAAACGGAGAAGCAAACCGGGAAGCAGUUUCACCAUUCAGGGGCUAUUCCAGUGACUAAAGACAGUUUCCAGCUCGCAACGCUCACUUGCUCCACUAAGCUCACUCAGAACGUGGAUCUGCUCGGCCUGUUAAACUGGAGGUCUAGUCCCAAGGAUCUUGACCAAAUUCUGCAAAGGCUCAUGGAAGUGGAAGGAGGAGAGAUUGUCAAAUUUCUCCAGGACACUCUUGAUGCUCUGUUCAACAUCAUGAUGGAGACUUCAGAAAAGGAUACCUAUGACACCUUGGUGUUUGAUGCCCUGGUAUUCAUAAUCACACUAAUUGGCGACAUCAAAUUCCAGCAUUUUAAUCCCGUCCUGGAAACGUACAUCAGCAAGCAUUUCAGUGCCACUUUGGCUUACAUGAAGCUAACCAAAGUGCUCAACAACUAUGUGGGCCAUCCGGAGGAGCCCACCCUGACAGAACGGCUCUACGCAGCACUCAAAGCUCUCAAGUACCUCUUUAGGUUUAUUGUACAGUCCAGAGUCCUCUCUUUCAGAUUUCCUGGGAAUGGUGAAGAUCCAGAUGCUUUCUUCAACUCCAUACGUGCGCUUUUUCUGUCUUUCAACACGCUUAUGGACAGACCUCUGGAUGAAGGAGUGAAGAUAAAGGGGGCAAUAUUGAAAUACCUCCCCAGCAUCAUUAAUGACAUCCAGACUGUGUUUGAUCCCGUGGAGCUCAGCGUUCUCCUUGCAAAGUUCAUUGAGAGCAUCCCUGACCUUCAGUUCGUGCGUCAGAAACUGGGCUGCAUGUGUAAAAUUAUUGAGAGUGACCUUUUCACGCAACCAGAAUGUCGAGAUGUGCUCCUGCCUCUUGUCAAUGACCAGUUAAGCGGGCAGCUGGACGACCACUCGAGUAAACCGGACUAUGAGGCCUGUGUCCAACUGCUCAGCACCGUGUUGGACACCCUGGACCGAAAAGAUGUGGGUCCGACCAGAGCCCACAUCCAGCUGAUAAUGGAGCGACUCCUUCGCAGGGUUAACCGGACCGUCAUCUGCAUGGACAGGUCCUCCCCCCUCAUUGGCCACUAUCUUGCCUGCAUGACGGCCAUCCUGAAGCAAAUGGAUGACAUGCAUUACACCCACUACAUCAGCACCUUCAAAACGAGACAGGAUAUCAUUGACUUCCUGAUGGAGACAUUCAUUAUGUUUAAGGACCUCAUGGGAAAUGUCUUCCCUGCUGACUGGAUGGUGAUGAACCUGGUGCAGAUGCAGGUCUUCCUGAGGGCCAUCAACCAGUAUUCGGACGUACUCAACAAGUUUUUCCUGGACCAGGCACACUUUGAACUGCAGCUGUGGAAUAAUUACUUUCAUUUGACCGUGGCAUUCCUCACUCACAAGACGCUGCAGCUGGAAUCUUUCUCCCAGGAAAAACGAAAUAAGAUCCUGAACAAAUAUGGAGACAUGAGGAAGACCAUGGGAUUCAGAAUCCGAGACAUGUGGUACAACCUCGGCCCCCACAAAAUGAAGUUUAUCCCCUCCAUGGUCGGCCCCAUUCUGGAGGUCACGCUGGUGCCAGAGCCAGAGCUCAGGAAGGAUACCAUUCCUAUCUUCUUCGAUAUGAUGCAGUGUGAGCACAACUUCAGCUCAGCGCGUUCUUUCGAAAAGUUUGAGAAUGAACUCAUAACAAAACUGGAUCAAGAAGUAGAAGGAGGCCGUGGAGAUGAACAGUACAAAGUCCUUUUGGAGAAAAUCUUGUUGGAGCACUGCAGACGCCACAGAUACCUGUCCCAGUCCGGAGAAGAGCUGGCUCUGCUGCUGAGCAGCCUGCUGGAGAAUCUCCUGGCGUACCGCACCAUCACACAUGAUGAAAGUCCCGAGCACCGCAUGAGUUGCACUGUCAAUGUGCUGAAUUUCUACAAAGAAAAGAAGAGAGAGGACAUUUAUAUCCGCUAUCUGUACAAGCUGCGAGAUUUGCAUCUGGACUGCGAAAACUACACGGAGGCUGCAUACACUCUGCUGCUACAUGCUGAAUUAUUAGAGUGGUCAGAGAAACCUUGCGCACCUCAUCUGAUACCUCGAGACGGAGAGCCCGUGUGGACCCAACAGGAGCUAAAAGAGAGGCUCUUCCAGGAGAUUAUAUGCUACUUGGACAAGGGCAAGAUGUGGGAGAAGGCCAUUGAGCUGGGCAAGCAGCUGGCCAAGAUGCACGAGAGCCAAAUGUUCGACUUCAUGGAGCUGAGCGGGCUGCUGAAUGAGCAAGCCAAGUUCUAUGAGAAAAUAAUGCACGCAAUGCGGCCACAGCCGGAGUACUUUGCUGUCGGUUAUUACGGCCUUGGAUUCCCUUCUUUCCUCAGGAACAAAAUGUUCAUCUAUCGAGGCAAAGAGUAUGAGUGGCUGGAAGAUUUCAGUUUAAAGCUGCUCUCUCAGUUCCCAAAUGCAGCCCGGAUGACGAGCACAGCGCCCCCUGGAGACGACAUCUGUAACUCACCUGGGCAGCACAUCCAGUCCUUCACUGUGAAGCCAGUUCUCACAGUGCCACAGCGGUUUAAAGACAAAGGGGUUCCAGAGCAGAUAUUAAACUAUUAUAGAUACAAUGAAGUGGACAAGUUCCAGUACUCCAGGCCCUUUAGGAAAGGCGAAAAGGAUCCGGACAACGAGUUUGCUACCAUGUGGAUUGAGAGAACCACUUACAUCUCUGCCUACCGCUUCCCUGGGAUUCUCAAGUGGUUUGAAGUUAAAUCCGUCUCAGUGGAGGAGAUCAGUCCAUUGAUGAAUGCCAUAGAAACAAUGGAGAUGGCCAAUGAGAAGCUGAGCAACCUGGUGCAGCAGCAGGCCUGCGACCGGUCGCUGUCCGUCAACCCGCUGUCCAUGAUGCUGAGCGGCAUUGUUGACCCGGCCGUCAUGGGCGGCUUCUCCAACUACGAGAAGGCCUUCUUCACCGACGCCUACAUCCAACAGCACCCGGGUGACCACGAACGCAUCGAGGUCCUUAAACAGCUCAUCGCCCUGCAGAUCCCUCUCCUGGAGGAUGGGAUACGCAUCCACGGGGAGAAGACGUCGGAGCAGCUCAAGCCCUUACACAACCGUAUAGUCACUUGCUUCCAAGAUCUUCGGGAGAAAGUGGAGAAGCUUUAUGGCGUCAUAACCUUGCCCUGCUCCCUGACCGAGAAGAAGAAGAGUCGCGUGGGCUCCGUCGUCAUGCCCUACAUCAUGUCUUCCACCCUGCGCCGCAUGUCCACCGCGUCCACCUUGUCCAGCACCUCCUCGGGUCUCUCCAGCUGGUCUGCGUCCUCGGACGGGCACCCCUCCCAUGAGGUCUCUGUUCUGUCCCGCUCCGAGGAAGACAACAGGAUCGCUCGGAAGAACAGGAAGGAGUGGAGCGUGAGCAAAUCCCAGGUCCUGCUGGAGAAGCAGUCAGACAGCGAUGAGGUUUCCCCUGACAAGCAGCAGAGACCCAAAAGUUUACAACUAGGUGACAGACGGCUCACCCUCUCCCUAUUCCAGGGCGUUUCAUCCCAGCUCAGCCUGUCUAACCAACUCAGCCCGCUUCCCGCCUCCCCGCACACUCCAAACACUCCGCGCAGCUCCAGUUAUUCAUCACUCCUCAGCGACAAUGAUGUCAAUACUAUCGACACCCCAGGGACUCCCCCACCCAUGCCUCCGAAGAAACAUCCGCACGAGAUUGACAACCAUGCCAUCUCUUCAGAGUUCGGCCCCCCGUUACCCGCGAAAAUUGAGAACAAGCCCCCCCCACCUCCUCCGAAGACUCGAAAAUCAAUGUUCCCCUCAUAGGAGAGCAGCACCCCCCCCCCCCCCCCCAAAAGGCAGACCCUCCGCACCUGCGUCAGAGUUUCACCAAUCCUCUGAUUUGACCGUGAUGAAAGCAAAGUCUGGUUUUAGGCGUCAUGGAAACGCCACAGUGGGGUACAGAGAGCAGGGAUGGGGGGGGGGGGGGGGGGGGGGGGUAGCAGGGCUUUCUUCUUUCCACUUCCUGCAACAGUAAUUUGUUUCUUUCAGGUCUUUUUUUUUGUUUCCAAGUUGUCCUCUGUUCUUAAAUUUGGACGAUUACUGUAGCGAUAAGCGGAUAGGAAGGGCAUGGCAUCAAAUAGCAGAGCUGGAUGCAGGAUUUGGGACAUAUUUAAGGUACAGUCUUAAGAUUCUGUGGACUUAUUGAGGUAAUGAAGACUCAUCCUUUAGAGAUGGGUCACUGCAGUGCAUUUUAUUUUUAAUCAGUCGCAAACAAAAGAAGCGAGCAGUGGUACGACGUCGUGCUUUUAUUUUAUUUUCGUGUAUGGAACGACACUGGAUGACUCACUUUGCCUCCAGCUGUUUGACAGCAUUCCCUAUACAGUCGGAGACAAAAGCUGCGCCGGAUAAAUGACAGACUUGAUCAAGACGCAGGGAUUACCGUGUACAGAAGGUAACUGUUGGGUUGAUUUGUAGUUGCGUUGUGUCUGUUGAUUGUGUUUCGUUCAUUUUGUAUAAGCACAACCUUUUUUUCCCAACCCGUCAUGUUUUCAGAGACACUGGAUGGCAUUAUUGAAUGUGCUGCGGAUGCUGCAUUUGUUGUCGUUGUUGCUCAUAAUGAACCCAGUGCUUUACCUGCUUCCAGGACUACACUACACUGCACUGGUGGUGGCGUUUGGUGGGACGUGUUGCCAUAUUUGAUAGCGCUGUCAAAUCUGCAUUAAAUAUAUAGCCAGAGCCAAAAA